CGAUGAGUGGCAUGAAGGCGACCUACCGCUUCCACGGCGAGGUGGUGCACUCGUUCGAGAGCUUCCCGAGCGCCGCAGAGGCCUCCAACGAGUACGCGCCGCCGGCCGGAGAAGAGAAGCUCAACCACUCGUACACGGGCCAGAUGGACGGCGGCAAGCCCAUGCCCGAGCUCAAGUCCACGGGCCCCUACGCCGCUCUGGUCACGUCCAUCAAGCGUGCCAAGGAGGACAGUGAGGGGUUCCUGAAGGACCGCGUGGAAGGCCCUGUGCCGGCGAAACUCUACAACCAGUAACAAUGGAGCAACAUGUUCAACAAC
Molecule: messenger RNA, 317 nt
Organism: Phytophthora sojae
Lineage: Eukaryota; Oomycota; Peronosporomycetes; Peronosporales; Peronosporaceae
Exons: 2
Source: RefSeq, a predicted model, not a curated record